Messenger RNA from Linderina pennispora, 634 nucleotides. RefSeq lists its product as uncharacterized. Lineage: Eukaryota; Fungi; Kickxellomycota; Kickxellomycetes; Kickxellales; Kickxellaceae. The record is from RefSeq and is a predicted model, not a curated record. The transcript has a single exon. The coding region runs from base 247 to 618 and encodes 123 amino acids.
AAUGCGUUCUCUUUAAGCAUUUCCCAGAGACGCAUCCCCUCGCCCUGUGCCUGAGCCAAUGCAACCACAAUGUGGAGUAGAAGCACCAAAUAGGAAUCGAGGAACUGCGGUUGCGUGUGCGGAUUCGGUAGGGCCGAAGCCCGAAAAAUUGGCCAAGAUUACCCCGCAUCCUAAAAAUACAAUCGAAUGGUUUUUUUUUACUCCUUGUUCGUAGAAAGUUGAGUUUAACCUGGUGAUAAACAGCCGAUGCCUAUGCCAUCUCUCUACAUCAGUGAGCAGCUAGCCAAUAGCGCCACAGCCAGUGCCAGCACAGACGCUGCAGGUGCCGCCACGCCUGAUGUCUUUGUGUCCUUUGUGUGUGUAGAGUGCGAGCGCGACUCGGUGUCUGACUUGCUCGUUGUGGUUUCGUGUGUGGCUCUGAGGGUCUUGGAAUCGACGGUUGCUUCAGGACUAGACACGGUGGUGUGUGGCGCAGAUACCUCGUUGCUGAAGCGGAUCGGCGUCAGAGAUCCGGCAGUCGGGGCCUGUGCGUGGCUGGUGGCCAGAAGUGCGAGCAGAGGGAUGUACUUGAACGAGUGCAUGAUUUUCAGAUGCAAAUCGAAAGUGCCCAAUGGAUGACAGAACGAAACUCUGC